Blepharisma stoltei is the source of this 4763-nucleotide messenger RNA. NCBI's taxonomy places the organism in Eukaryota, Ciliophora, Heterotrichea, Heterotrichida, Blepharismidae. The record is from the annotation of a GenBank genome assembly.
AUGAUAUAUAGCAAAAAAUUAUUUAAGGUCUAUAUUGAGUUAGCUCUAAGCUCAUCUUCUUCUGACUGUGAUAAGCUGGAAGCAACAAUAUAUAGCACUGAUGGCACUAAUCAUGCAUAUGACUCAGUAUCAAUAACUAGUUCAAGCUAUAUUGGAAACUGGUUCUUUUUUGCUAUCACUCUUAACUCUGGCUCUAAAUUAUUGACCCUUUAUAGCCAAAACGGCAUUAAUCCACCGUCAUCACUUUUUCCGCUAAUUUCAUCAUCUGUUACUUACACUUAUGCGGCUUUACCAUUUAAUCAUAUUUAUAUGGAUAUAUAUAUCGGUGGUUUUAACGAUACAAUUUCCCCUGGAGACUAUGCAGAUUUUCGAUUUUACACUAAUAAUUUUAUAGAUACAACUUUAUUGCAGUAUAAUAACAAUAUAUAUAGCGCAGCUACUUAUCUUGAUCCUCAUUGCUUAUUGUGGGCAUCAAUAUGAUAUUGUGAUAUGUGCGAAACUGGGUAUUUUCUUAAAAAUGGGAUCUGUCAAAGUAAUUAAUAAAUAGAAUGCCAUUAUUCAUGCGCAGCAUGCAGCUCUGGUGAUACAGAAGCUAAUUGUUUAAGCUGUGCAAGUGGAUAUUUUGCUCAGCCAGGCGCGUAUUUUAUGUGCUUUAAUUAUUGCCCAUAUGGUUAUGAAUAUGAUUAUUCUUUUAAUCAAUGUUCGGGUACUCCAGGAUUAAUUGCAAGCAUAAAUUUUGAUGAUAAUUUAUCAGGAAAAAUUGAAAUUCCUGGAAUAAAAGUGCAAUUUGGAAUGGAAGGAAAUGAUUAUUACCCAAAUUUCUAUUUUUUAGAUCCUUAUCCUGCUAAAAAAUAAAAUGGUGACGUUGACAGAAAUUGGAGUACACCUCCUGAUGGAGUGGUGAACAGGCGCGAUGGGAUAGCGAAAUAUACUCCUUGCGAGUGAAGUAGACCAUCUCAAUGGGAGCCUGCCGAAACAGAGUGCAUUCUUUCUCUGCCAAAGGUUUUCCUAUUCUCUAGACAGGCUUUUCCUACCACAUGAUCCUUAUCUGUCGGCACCUACGGGGCACUUUACAGAUUGUAGCUCUGCCUAGAGAGUUAACUCCUUAAACAGAUAAUUCAGGUCGGAAAUUUAAGAUGGUGGGCCUUCCAUUUUCCUUGUUUGAAUUCUGAGGUUUAUGGAGUUUCAAGGUACGACAAAGGCUAGUGGGUAUCCGCUUAUAACCAGUUUCAACAAUUAAUUUAUUUAUCCAGCUAAUAAAAGGGGUUUAUAUUUUGAUGGUUCGAGACAUGUAGCUAUAGAAGAAAUUUUUCGAUCUGGAGAGCUUGCAAGUAUUGAGUUUACAAUAGAAAUAUGAGCUAUGCCUCUUUUAACUCUAUAUAAGAAUUAUCUUUUCUCAGCAUCUACUGUUAUACCAAGCUAUCAAUUUAGCAAAAAUCUCUUAACUUAUGAAAAUAUGAAAAUUUAUUUUUUAGAUUUUUUUACAGAACCUGACAUGCUUAAAUUUACUAUAAAAACUAAAGAAAAUGAUUCAGUGAAAACAGCUAUGACACUUACUGAUAAUAUUAUAAAAGAAUGGAAAUUUUAUUCAGUUUCUCUAUCUUUUAAUAGUUUAUCCAAAACAAGCCAAGUCCUUCUGCUAAACCCUUUGUGUAUAAAAACUUUUAGUAUAAAUAUAUAAAAAAAAUAUAAUGGCAUUUUUAUAUUGUGACUAUAAAUAAAAUUUUACAUAAUAUAAUCAAUAAAGAGAACACAAUAAAGCAAUUAAUUUUAAUUUAAGCAGAAGUAAGAAAUACAAAUUAUUAUACAGAAACUAUUUCAAGCUAUUAUAAAGAACCGCCUAGCAUAGGUUACAGAGUUGGGAAUGGAAAUUCUGAAGUCUGUGCAUUUAAUGGAUAUAUAUAUAGCUUUGAAAUGUAUAACUAUGGGAAAAGCUAUAGUGAAAUUAUACAAAGGUUAGGCACUUGCAGCUCUUGUUCUGCUUGCCCAGCAGUCUUAAAUUCUUGCUUGCCUAUUUGUGAUAAAGAUGAAUAUGUAGAUGAGAAUGGAGCCUGCCAAAAAUGUUCAAGUAAAUGCUCAUGAAUAUGCUCAAGAGCUGAUACUUGUAAUCUCUGCUAUGAUGAUUUAUGCUAUAAAUGCACUAAAUAUGAAAUUGGAGCUUGCACACAAUGCGUUGCCCAUGCUGUCUUAACAGAUGGAAAAUGCAAAUGCCAAAGAGGAUAUGUUAAUCAGGAUAAUGAAUGUGUAAACACUUGUGGAGAUGGACACUAUAUUGAUUUAAAGACUGAAAAAUGCCUUAGAUGUCCUGAUAAUUGUCUUAAAUGCAAUGAUGGAGAUUCUUGCAUUAUAUGCAAAAGUAGCUUUACUCUAAAAAAUCGAAAUUGCAGUUGCCCAGAUGGUUAUUUUAUUGGCUCUUCUAAUAAAUGCUUAAAAUGUGACAAUUCGUGUUUGACUUGCUCUGAAAAUUCUUCAAAUUGUACUUCCUGCACAUCAAAUUUGCCCGUUCUUUAUGAAUCAAAUAAAUGUUACCCUUGCGACUCAUUUGAAGGUUAUUCCACUUAUUUUGCUAUUUCUAUAUCAUAUUUUACUGAUGAUUUAUUUAGUAAAUUAUCUUCAAAUUGUAUUGAAGUUUGUGGAGAUGGAAGAAAUAUGGGACAAUCUCAAUGUGAUGAUGGAAAUAAUCGUAAUGGAGAUGGCUGCUCUUCUAGUUGUGCAGUAGAAAUUGGAUGGUCUUGCUUUGGAGGAAGUGCAAACUCUCCUGACGUAUGUAAGGAUAUAACCCCGCCUACACCAGUUCUAGCAUAUCUAAGUGAAAAUAGUUCAGGCUACCUUCUUACAUUAACAUUUAGUGAAGCCGUUAAUUUUGGGACUGAAGUUUCAAAAAACAUCAAAAUAGAAAUAAAAAACACUUUAAAAUUCAAUUGGUCGAUAUCUGAAAAAAAUUCUUUAUAUAUUAUCACUUUAAAUAUGCACGAAAGUGUGUCUGCAGGAACUAGUGUAAAGGUGACAUUUAAAAAUCCAAGCUCUAUAGUUGAUAUGAAUGGAAAUGAAAUGAAAGAAAGCUCAGCAUCCACCAAUUUGCUUGAAUCUUUUGUUUAUAUAACUGGGGAAGCUAUCAAAUCUUCAGUUACAACAGCAACAACAGUGACUGCUGCUAGUUCUGCUAUAGGAUCUUUGUCAGUAGGAUUUCUUAUGGGGUCUUUUAAUUUUCAAGCUUUGUGGAGUAUGGUCGAAAUAAUGCAAAUCCAAAAUUAUUUGAUAUUUUUAUCCCCAAAAUAUCCUGAUAACCUUAUAUCAUAUUUAGAAGCACUUGGUAUCGCAAAUGGGAAUUUUUUGCCAAAUCCUUUCCAGCUUUAUUUAGUGAAAAAUGACCCAUUUUCUGAUCCUCCACAAAAAUUUGUAGAUCAAAAUUUUAAUACUGAUUUUAUUAUGAACUCUGGCCAAUUUAUAUUAGUUUGGGUUCUAAUUUUACUUGGAUUUCUCAUAGCUUUGGUUUUAUAUAAGUAUUGGCCUAGAUUUUCAAUUAUCAGAAAUCUUAAAAACUCAUAUUCAUUUUCAGUCUUACUCAGAACUGGUAUUGAAUCAUUUUUAGAAAUCACCCUUUCAGUUCUACUUCAACUCACUUCCCCCUCCUUGAGCGCACACAAAAUUUUUCUCGUUUACAGAAGGGUUAUUUUUUAAAAAAAUUCAUAUAUAAAUAUUUGUUUCGAAUUAUUAAAAAUUGAAAAAUUCAUAAAUUGAGAGCAAAUAAAAAUUAAAUUGUAAAAUUUAUGUUCUAAAAUGCAAGCUGUUUAAAUUAAACAGGAGAUUUUAUUAUAAUAAUUAUUAUCUUAUAUAUCAAAAACAAUUUUUGAUUGCUAACGGAGAUAUUUUUUACUCAAAAAUAGAGAUUUUUCCAAUGUCCUUUUUCGCUCACAGAGUUGGGAUUAAGAGAAUUUUCCCAUCCAAGCCAAGAUAUAGGAUAUAUUUCAUUGGCUUUGAGUAUUUUAACACUUGUUUAUCUUGUCUUAACAUUUGCACUUAUAUUUUGGCAGGUUACUUUAAAAUCCGAACAAACACUCAAUAUGAAAAUGCACGAACGGCAAUUUGGAUCUCUAUAUGAAGGAUUCAAAAGAGACUCUAAGCUUUCAGCAUCUUUUCUUUUAUUCCAAAACUCACGAAGGGUUCUUUUUGUGGCUUUUUGUGUAUUUUUGUGCGAUUGUGCAACUGCUCAGAUGGUACUUUCAGUCACAUUAUCAUUUAUAUAUACAAUUUCUUUAAUUUUACUAAAACCAUUUAAAAGCUUGUACUUGGGAAAUUGGUUGCAUAUAUCAUGCGAAAUAUUUUAUUUUAUUUCACAUUUCUUGAUAUUGAAGUUAUUAGAUGAUAAAAUAUCGGAUGAUUACCGAGAAAAUCUUGGCUGAGCUAUAAUAUCACUCUUGGGUAUGUCAUUGCUGCUUCAUAUUAUAUCAAUCUUAAUAGUCCAAACACUAAACUCGAUAAAAGGAAUAAAGCAAUUUAACAGCUGAUUCAUGAAAAAUUUUGCAAAUAAAUUUGCCAAAAUCAGAAAAAGGGUCAUUUUAUUAAAUAAAAUAAAAUCUGAUGAACCAACAAAUAGUGCAGAAGAUAUAAGUGAAAGCAUGGCUUAUUUUGAAGGAAAACCACCUGAAAAGUCAAAUGAAGAGAGUAUAUGUAGACUUAGAAGCACAGGUGUGAAGACGAGUGAUACUCUUUUUAUUAACACUCAUCAAAAUCAAUUUGAAAUCACAGAGAUGGAAUCCUAA